Molecule: messenger RNA, 2475 nt
Organism: Electrophorus electricus (electric eel)
Lineage: Eukaryota; Metazoa; Chordata; Actinopteri; Gymnotiformes; Gymnotidae
Product: acyl-coenzyme A thioesterase 9, mitochondrial-like
Biological process (GO): acyl-CoA metabolic process
Cellular component (GO): mitochondrion
Molecular function (GO): fatty acyl-CoA hydrolase activity
Source: RefSeq, a predicted model, not a curated record
GGCGAUAUAGAAUAGUUAUUACGGUACAAAUUGUUCCAGGGUUACCAGGAAGGUGUCUUGACUGUCCCGUCGUGUAAGGAAUUCUUAGCCCAAGUUAGCUAUCUAAGAUAAAUCUGUCUGGUUCUGUCAUAGUUUGAACUGUUUAACUAAUACAAGAAGCCGACAUGUUUUCACCUAGGGUCCUGAAGUUGGCCACGUCUUUGAUGUCCAGGGCGUUUUCUGUGGGCUCAGCCUCCUUACUGGGGAAGGCUCCUGAUAUGGCUGAAGGAAACUCACACUUGCUUGUGACCAAUGUACGAAAUAGGCUGAGGCAGAUUGUGGGAGCAUCAACCAACUGGAAAGACCACCAGCAAGCCAUGGAGGAGCGGGCUUUGCUAAGUAGGCACCUUGCUAGCAGUCAAGAUCAGCUGCCCGCCAAGACGAUGAAGGACAGUGAGAUUGAGGUGCAUCUUCCCCUGGGUACACAGCCCUCACUCAGAGAGAAGUACCUGAACUACCACAACACUGUCAGAUUUGGUCGGAUUUUGGAAGACCUUGACAGUUUAGCGGUGCUCAUCUGUUACUCCCACACUUUAAAUAAGGAGCUGGAGAGAUCUCCACUUUCCAUUGUAACCGCCCUGGUGGACAAGAUUGACAUGAGAAAGAACAUGGUCUACCCAGAUUGUGACAUCAAGUUCACAGGUCAUGUGACGUGGGUGGGCAAGAGCUCAAUUGAAGCUAAAAUGCACAUGUCACAGUUCCAUGAUGGAGCCUACACUCCUGUGUUAGAUGCUACAUUUGUGAUGGUAGCCCGAGAUCCACAAAACAAAAGGGCAGCUUUUGUAAACCCACUAAAACUUGAAGGGCCAGAGGAAGAGAAGCUUUUUCAGCAAGGAGAGAUUAACAAGAAGAGGCGCGUGGAGAUGAGCACAGCCUCAUUACUGAAGGUGGCACCUACAGCUGAUGAGAGGAAUAUCAUCCACAGCCUGUUUCUUAACACUCUGGACACAAAGACAGUCAGCUUCCGGAGUCGAAUCCGCCCCCCCAACUCUGUGUGGAUGGAGGAUGCUAAAAUGAAGGGCUUGGAGAUAUGCCAUCCACAGGAAAGGAAUAUCUUCAAUCGGGUAUUUGGUGGCUUUCUCAUGAGGAAGGCCUACGAGCUAGGUUGGGCCAACGCGUGUGCAUUUGCUGGUAGUAGGCCAAUUCUGGUGUCUGUGGAUGACAUCAUGUUCCAGAAGCCGGUAGAGAUUGGCUCCCUGCUGUUGCUCUCUUCACAGAUUUGUUACACUGAGGGGAAUCACAUCCAGGUCAGGGUGCACACCGAAGUGCUUGAGCCCUUCACCCGGCAGCACAACACCACUAACAUCUUUCACUUCACAUUCCAAGUUGAGGAGGAUGUUCCUGCUGUUGUGCCACAGAGCUAUGGAGAGUCUAUGCUCUACUUGGAUGGGAAACGGCACUUUGAUGAGACAAUGAAGGGCCAGUGAAGAUUCUUGAUUAAGAAUCUGGACAUCAAAAAAAGAUUCAUGCCAAUGUCUUACAAAGCAGUAUCGAACACUUUUAUAUUAUAUGAAAAUCUUAUAGCUUCAUGUAUCUAAUACCUUUACAGAAAUUGAAUGCUGAAACCAUCUUUGGAAAGUUUUGUAAGUCUGGGAAAGUUCAGUAAGUCAACUGAAUCCCUUGAUGUUUUUGAUGAUUAGGUGGGACAGUAUAAAACCAAUAUGCUGUUUAUCUGUUGCUAAAUAAUGUAUAUGUUCAUGUUCAUAAGUUACAGAGAGGAUGUUUGUGAGGUUUCUAAGUGCUUCUAACCUGUUUUGCUUGAAACUAUUGAGAUAUGUGUGUACAUAGUGGUUGUUGCUUUGAACAUAUUCUCAUAUUUGCAGAUAAAGGCACUACAAAAGAGGACGGUUAAGACUACACUAUAGUUUACAAUAUGUUUAUAACAUAUUUUGUGUUUUGUAUCUUCAGAUGUUUACUAAAUAUACAGGAUAUACAAGAAACAUAAAUAUAUUCAUUUUAACAUACCGCUAAGUUAUGAAUUUAUAAAGUGAUAAUGUAUUAGAGUAUAUACUUUGAUCUUGACAUUUACUCUUCGAGUAAAAUCUAAUGUGCAUUGUGGAGAAUGUAUUGUGCGUUACAUCCAAAUGUAAUAUUUGGAUAGUGUGAUUCAUUAUUCAAAUACCACAUUUAGACGGGUGAGUCUAGAGAACCUGAGCUGAAAUUAAGCAGAGACAUUAAAGUUAUUCAAUUUAGAACGCCAAAAGGUUAUUAGAAACAUUUUCAGUUAUAGACCAGCUGCACCAAACUUUGUGCACAACUAAGUAUAACGAAUAAGUCUGCGUUGUUUUUAUUCGUCCAAGCGCACGAUCACGUGUGUUUAAAAGCUUUUAAAAAAUAAAGUUUACGUUUAAAAUGCAUUUCCUGAUUUGAUUAUCGGUGAGUGAGACUCAUCUAGAUUUUGUAGGUAUUGUAUGAACAACACAAGCCUUAACUGUA